AUAUUGGAUCGUAUGAGUAUGUAUACUGCGCUGGCCUUCAGCGCACGUCCUGUACUGAGAAGCAGUGCGUGAUGCUCGUCUCGCGCUCCGGUCGCCUUCGACGAGCUUCUUGACUGUGCAUUAAUUCUCAGUAGCCUCGUAAAAAAAAAAAAAAAAACCACUUUCCUUGUCGCGCGCUGCUCACUUUCGUCAGUUGCGUCGGUUGUGGCUUUGCGGUUGUGCGCAUUUGCGAAGCAAGGUUGGUGAUGGAGCCCGGUUUCGAAAAGUACCCACCGUGGCAGGCAGGAGACGUUACCCUCGAUAGCGUCGCCGAAGAGUCCCUCGCCGAGUUGAGAAGACUACUAGAAUGUGAACCGGUGGUCAAUGCUCCCACUGACUCUGCCGACUUGCUGCGCUUCCUGCGGUUUCGCAAGUACGACGCCCGAGAGGCGCUGGACGUUCUCAAGAGGUACUGCGCAAUCAGGGCCUCCGCGCCGAACAUCUUCGAAGGGCUCAAGGAACCUGAAAAAAUGCGAGAUUUAGCCCAGGAUAUCUUCACGAUACUGCCGCAAAGGAGCGUGCGCGGCAAGCCAAUUAUGUUCAGCAGAUUUGGAAAAUGGAAGCCACCUAAGAUGAGCAACCUGCAGCUCACCCAAGCGAUGGUAUUCUGUCUCGAGCACAUGUCCAUGUGCCCUGAAGCUCAGACAUUGGGAGUUUCCUUGGUGAACGACUUCGAAGGCUAUUCCUUAGUGAACGUGCGGCAUGUCGAACUCGGCGCCACCAGAAGUCUGCUGCAUUACAUGCAGAAAUGUGUGCCCAUUCUAACGAACGAAGCUCACAUAGUCAGGCAGCCCGCAGCCUUUGAUGCAGCGUUCAAGCUAGUGAGACCAUUCCUGGAGGAGGAAAAGGUCAAAACGGUCCACUUCCACGGGAAGCACAUGGAUCGACUACAGAACGAAAUUCCUGCGAGCGCUCUACCCAAGGAGUUCGGAGGCACGGCUCCCGACACCGACUGGAACGCGUUCUGGAAGAACGUAUGCCUGGAUAGCAAGACGGACAGCGUUUAGCUGGAUCGUGAAAAGGAACAGUGGUGCGUGAAGCCCGAGAUUAGCACCGCGGGUUCUCGGGCUGCGCGCGAAACACUUGGCGCACCUCUCCUGGUGGAAGGACAUGAAAGUUGACCCUCGCUUGGUCUCAAUCGCAGUUCAUACUUUCGAAUGCAUCUACUCUGCAUGGUGUACAUGUGUGUGAGUCAAUGCGACUUUGCCGCCUCUGUUACUUGAUUGCGCCGCGAUUUAAUCACAGAACCCAAGUUUCACGCGAUUGCAAAUUUGCGCAUGGCUUGGAUUUUCAUAAUGUGGAGCGUCGUGAGUCGAGCGCGCAUGGCAGCGGCAUUAGUUGGUGGCCACGAUCCAUUCGGAAUUGCUGGACGACCUAACAUACAAACAAAAUGUAGAUUUAGAGCUGAGUAUACAUUCAACUGUGCUGCCUUACUGUGAAAGCUGCAUUCUGGCUGCGAGAAUAUCUCACAUUUAAAAAGUAACAGGGUCUCUUAGGUUAUUCCUAAGACGACUUGAAGGCGAAAGUUCAAGUGACGAUGCAUCAAUUAAGCAGUUUAAUUACCCAAAUUAAUUAGCCACUUUAAUUCGCUGAGUCAUCCGCCUUAAAUCGCUGAGUCAUCCACUUUAAACGCUCUGUCAUUCCUCUUAAUUCGUUUUGACUCCACCUAAUUCGCUUUGUCACCCCUCUUAAUUCGCUUUGAUUCCUCUUAAUUUGCUUCGUCCUCCUUCUUAAUUAAAUUUGACGCCGCUUAAUUCACUUUGUAAUGCCACUUUAUUUCGCUUUGAUUCCUCUUAGUUUGAUUACUCUUAGUUUACUUUGAUUCUUCUUAAUUCACUUUGAUUCCACUUAAAUCGCAUUGAUUCAUCUUAAUUAAGUUUGAUUCCUCUUAAAUCGCUUUGCCCUCUUUCCUAAUUCGCUUUUAUUCCUCUUAAUUCGCUUAAUAUUCCAUUUUGCUUGCUCACGGGGCCAUGAGCCCUUGAUGAUGAUGAUAGCUUUAGUACCUUUGGUGUAGUCGACGCGUUUGCGCUCAAAGACUUAGAAAGUCGACUGAACGAUGAGACAUAUAAGGUUUUCACCUUAAUAAAGAUGCAGAAGUACUUGAGUUUACAUAUGCAACUGUAUACACGUUUAUCUUCUGCGGGUGCCGGAACUCAUGCACAGAACUUUGCGUUAAUGCUGGCUGGCGGCUUUUUGUGAUAUAUUUGUGCCACAUUUUGUUACAAAUUUUGUGAUAGUAUUCUUUUUUGUUCCCGCGUGUUCUUACUGGCUGAAAUAAAAACUAAUUUCCAUUGUUUUGCAUUAUUUUCAUACAU
Molecule: messenger RNA, 2354 nt
Organism: Dermacentor silvarum
Lineage: Eukaryota; Metazoa; Arthropoda; Arachnida; Ixodida; Ixodidae
Product: alpha-tocopherol transfer protein-like
Exons: 5
Coding region: 246-1046 (266 amino acids)
Cellular component (GO): membrane
Molecular function (GO): phosphatidylinositol bisphosphate binding
Source: RefSeq, a predicted model, not a curated record